CAGAUGCUGUAAAAAUGCCGCCCAGGCGCAUUAAGAUGGUUCUGCUGGACACCAUGGAAAGCCUGUCGAAGCAGAACUUCGCGGCGUUCUGCGACCGGCUCUUGGACCGCAGGGAGGAGCCGCGCGUCCGGCGCUGCAGGGUGGAGGGGAAGAGCCGGCUGCAGGUCCUGGACGUGCUGGUCUGCACCUUCACCGAGGACGGGGCUGCGCGCGUCACCGCGGAGCUGCUGCACGACAUCGGCUGCAACCAGGAGGCGCAGAGUCUCGUGGCAGAGGCCUGUCCAGCUACAAUGGCAGCCUACCAGCAUUUGUUAAAGAUUCCCAAGCGCAGGGACAACCAAUCAAUGUCCAUUUCAAGGGUGGAGCGGAAAAGCCGCCUAGAGAUCGGUAAGGUGAUGAUAAGCACUUUCACGGAGCAGGGAGCUCUGAAGGUGGCAGAGGAAAUCCUCAGAGAGAUCGGCUGCUCCCAGGCUGCGGACAAACUCGCUAAAGAGGCAGGACCAGCAAGACCAGCAGGACCAGCAAGACCAGCAGGACAAGUGGGUGCAGCCAUGGAGCACUUUGUGGACGUACACAUGGAGGAAUUGGUCCAGAGAGUGUCCAAUGUCGACCCAAUUUUGGAUGUGCUGUUGAUUAGAAAAGUCAUCCAACCCGAGGAUUAUGACACUAUAAGAGCUCUGCCAACCAAUCAAAAGAAGAUGAGGGAGCUCUACAAAGGUCCUUUCAGAAGCUCCGACAUCUGCAAAGACAUCUUCCUCCAAAUCGUUGAGAAGCAGCAGCCGUUUCUCAUAGAUGACCUCAAAAGAAAGUAGUUUGUGAUGAAAUCAAAAAAUAGAAAAGAACCAAGAAAAUGUUUUCUCUGCAGAGGGAUAUAGGAAAGUCUUUUUGUAAUGUGUAAUAUUUUACAUCUAUAUUUUCUGGAACUGUUAAGGUUUGAAAUCCCAGCCCUGAUCACUGAGCCUCAUAAAGACCUCAUUUUAUAAAAGAAAAAAAAAACAUUUGGGAUCUAGUUUUUUAAUUAAAAUAUGUAUUUUUUUAUGAAUUACUGUUAAUUUGACUCAAACUUUUACUACAAAUGUCAUUUUUCAUACCUCUAUGGGAAUGUUAUUGAUUUUCUUUAUUGAUUAAAUUAAGCCCAGAAUUGGAUAGAUUGAUAGAAAGUUUUUAACCAUCUACUAAGAAUUCACUAUUGGUUCUUCACUGAAAAUAAUCUGUAAUUUGAACAUGACAAUAAAAUCAUAAUUUUAAGUAAGAUCU
This is a messenger RNA of Cololabis saira (Pacific saury), 1257 nucleotides long. RefSeq names its product apoptosis-associated speck-like protein containing a CARD. The transcript has 6 exons. The record is from RefSeq and is a predicted model, not a curated record. The coding region runs from base 15 to 812 and encodes 265 amino acids. NCBI's taxonomy places the organism in Eukaryota, Metazoa, Chordata, Actinopteri, Beloniformes, Belonidae. Gene Ontology annotation, biological process: innate immune response; inflammatory response; regulation of apoptotic process.